Messenger RNA from Xiphias gladius (swordfish), 2721 nucleotides. RefSeq names its product septin 3 (gene sept3). Gene Ontology annotation, biological process: cytoskeleton-dependent cytokinesis. NCBI's taxonomy places the organism in Eukaryota, Metazoa, Chordata, Actinopteri, Istiophoriformes, Xiphiidae. The transcript has 10 exons. The record is from RefSeq and is a predicted model, not a curated record. Gene Ontology annotation, molecular function: GTPase activity; GTP binding; molecular adaptor activity. The coding region runs from base 340 to 1584 and encodes 414 amino acids. Gene Ontology annotation, cellular component: septin complex; septin ring; neuron projection.
AGCACACGUGACAGGGACUCUUUCAUCUCUUGUUUUCUUUUUUAAUCUGUUUAGAGUAGGAGUUAAAUAAUUUUCUAUCUAAGGGGCAGGAAUGCAGAUGAGGGGGUGCUCAAAGAGGAUAGCAGAGGGAUUUAAGACGCCGCUGCUUAUCAGCGGAGUAACAGACGCGCUGAAGAGCAACGUGACAGCGUUGGUUAGCAGACUCUAUCAAAGUGACUAGCAGAAGAGGACAUGCCAAAACAACUUUCCACAGGAGCAAGCAAACACAGCGAAAAGCAUGCAGAAAGGCAAGCAAACGAGGGGCGAAAGAAGAGCAACUCAGAGAUAAAGUGAGUGAACAUGUCAGACGUAGUUCCUCCAGAAGUGAGACCCAAACCAGCUGUCCCUGCCAAGCCUGCAAAUGUGGGGGCCCCUUCCCCUUCCAGCCCCUACCCGCCCCAGGGGCCGGGCAUCGGAGGAGGUGGCGGCAUCUCUGCUCUUCCUCCGAGUAGCAUUCCAGUCCCAAUCGGGAGUCACGGCCCGGGCCACGGAACCAGUCAUGUUGUUGGUCACGGUGUAGGACACAUUGCAGGGCACGGCGGGGGUCACGCUGCAGCACACAGUGGAGGACAUGGUCACGCCGGCUCCCACAGCUCCAGCGGGGGAUCUACUCUGCUGGGGUACAUUGGUAUUGACACCAUCAUUGAGCAGAUGAGGAAGAAAACCAUGAAGACUGGCUUUGACUUCAACAUCAUGGUAGUCGGUAACAGCGGUUUAGGAAAGUCGACUCUUGUGAACACCUUAUUCAAGUCCCAGGUGAGCAGGAGGAGUGCAGGAUGGGCUCGCGAUGAGAAGAUCCCCAAAACUUUGGAGAUCAAAUCAGUGUCUCAUGUCAUUGAGGAGGGUGGUGUGAAGAUGAAGCUGACAGUUGUUGACACUCCAGGCUUUGGAGACCAAAUCAACAACGACAACUGCUGGGAGCCCAUUUCCAAGUACAUCAAUGAGCAGUAUGAGAAGUUCCUCAAGGAGGAGGUCAACAUCACCAGAAAGAAGCGCAUCCCUGACACCAGGGUGCACUGCUGUCUCUAUUUCAUCUCCCCAACUGGGCACUCUCUUCGGCAGCUAGACAUCGAGUUCAUGAAGCGCUUGAGCCACUCGGUCAACAUUAUUCCUGUCAUUGCCAAAGCAGACACGAUGACCAUUGAGGAGAGACAAGAAUUCAAACAGCGGGUAAGAAAGGAGCUGGAGAUGAGCGGGAUCGAGUUUUACCCACAGAAAGAGUUUGAUGAGGACAUGGAGGACAAGAGCGACAAUGACAAAAUCAGAGAGGCAAUGCCCUUUGCUGUGGUGGGCAGCGACAAAGAAUAUCAAGCGAAUGGCAAACGAGUUCUGGGAAGGAAGACAGCAUGGGGAAUCGUAGAAGUGGAAAAUCCCAACCAUUGUGAGUUUGCUCAGCUGAGAGAUUUCUUGAUCAGGUCUCACCUGCAGGAUUUGAAGGAGGUCACUCAUAACAUUCACUAUGAAACUUACCGUGCCAAGAGACUGAACGAGAAUGGAGGUCUGCACCCCAUAUCCUCCAACGACACCCAAGAAAGUAACCUGUAGUCAAUCAUUCAGGGGAGGAGUUUAGACAGAGUGAGAGUGAAAACAGUCGAAUGAAGCUGAUAGAUUAAUCUACAGAAUAUUAUAAUCAGUCACCACAGCAUCGCUGCAUGCCUGGAAUACAUUCUAUCUGUAAAAGUUGGUGUCAUUUAAUUGUCAUUUUUUUCUGAUUCCAAACUCCACCCAUCGUUUAAUCCACUUCCUUCCCCACGUCAUCCUGACACAUACACAUAUCAAACCCCUCUAGUUCCAUUUCAGAGUCAUCCCUUUGAAUAUCUGGAUGAAAGGACAGGAGACUUAGUGCCCUUAUAAAAUUAAAAUUUUAUCUACUGCCAAUGCCUUGUCAUUUAUCAUUGUCCGGGUAGUAUGACCUUAGAAAGUAACGUGUUAUUAUGUGUAUAAGAGGCUUAUUUUUAAGUUUUAGUGUUGUGUAGCAACUGAUGUCUGAAUUCGGACAAAUGAAAUGAUUUGCUCUUAAUAUAAAAAUUAUAAUUCCUGUGUAGUAGUGAUGCAUGAGCCAGCUCUGCAGUUGACUCUGUACAGAUUGCUUUUUAAAAAUUCUCAUCAGCAGCUGUUCAUUUAAAGAAAGAACCCCCGUGGCUUUAUUGUCAGGAGGGCUUAACAAACACUACGAGCACUGCUAUCUCCUUCUAUACCCACCCUCAUGAAGAAAACAAAUGAAAUCUCUCUCGUCAAAGUUUCAUCGCUCUGUUUAAGUUUGUGCAUGUUUACAGAGUCCAUGGGGUGCCUGACUGUGCGUACUCUGGAUUUUUUCAUUCCAUAAUUUACAUUAAUGGAGCAAAACACAACCUGAAAAGUUUGGGACCGUGCAGAGGAAAGGAGAGUUUUCCAGCAAAUUUGUGCUGUGCUCACCUGCAUUGGAUGACUAUGUUCUUAUUUUUUUUUUUAUUUCUGGAGUCAGAUGUACUUUGUGACCCAUUCUGCCACUUAAAUUGACAAUGAGCACCCAUUUUAAUGUUAAUCUAAAAACCUGCAGUGUUUGAUUUAAAAUGUAUUUGAUGUAUCUUUAUAGAAAUAAAAGAGUAGCAUGGCCAAUAAUGCCAUAAAAAAAAAAUUAAUUUCACAUACAAGUUCACUCAAAAGGAGUAAGUCAUAUAUAGUGUAAAUCUGUCAUUGAAA